Molecule: messenger RNA, 1113 nt
Organism: Symbiodinium necroappetens
Lineage: Eukaryota; Dinophyceae; Suessiales; Symbiodiniaceae
Source: the annotation of a GenBank genome assembly
AUGAACACCAAGCUCACACACUCUCGCAACGGGCAGCGCCGUCGCGGCUUCACGCUCAUCGAGCUCCUCGUUGUGAUCGCGGUCAUCGCGAUUCUCAUCAGCAUCCUCCUCCCGGCCCUCGGCAAGGCUCGCCAGGCCGCGUGGAAGGCGACCGGCGCCAACCUCCAGCGCCAGUUCGUCGUCGGCAUGACCGCCUACGCGAGCAACGCCCGCCAGUUCUUCCCCGGCAUCAACUCGACGGGCAUCACCCUCGAGAACAUCGAAGGGACGACGAACUUCGACGACCUGCUGGAUUCACGCGCCGACCUGCCCGUGCAGGUCUGGGACUGGAUGACCCCCGCGCUCUCCGAGGAAGACCUCCCCGGCAACCGCGAGGCCCGCUUCUACGUCCUCAUGGAGCGAUUCGGCGACCCCUCCCAGAAGCAGCUCGUCCUCUCGAGCGCCAACUCCGGCAGCGUCGCGGCCACCGUCCGCACCAGCAACUGGAUGGAGAUCGAGAACCGCGAAGGCCAGAUGCUCGGCACCAGCUUCCUGAUGCCCGGCGCCUUCCAGUUCGCCGGCAGCGGCACGCGUGACCGCGCCGCGGGCUUCGACAGCCCGAACGACCUCUACGGCAAGCCCUCGACCGACAACGACGGCGUCACCCUCGCCGCCGGGUACCUCCCCAAGAUCGACAAGAUCGGCGGCACGUCCCGCAAGAUCGCCAUCGCGGAUGGCUUCCGCACCUACGACAUCGCCGGCGGCAUGGGCUCCGUCCUCGAUCACCGACUCAUCUGGGACAUCACGAACGAGUCCGUCAACCAGUCCGGCAGCUACCUCCGCUACGGCGCGUUCGCCUCCGAGAGCCCCAUCCCCCGCUUCUCCCCCGCGUACUCUCGCGAGGAGACCUCCGCCGGCAUGGGCGAGAACCUCCAGUUCAGCUACCGCCACCAGAACGAGAUGAACGCCGUCUUCUGGGACGGCCACGUCGAGAGCUUCAGCUCCGAACUCUCCCGCGACCCGAACAUGUGGUACCCCACCCGUUCCCAGGUCACGGACGAUUCGCAGAUCGACCCCCUCGCCCAGUCCUACUUCGACGAUCCCAUGACCAACCCGGACAUGUUCAUCAACUGA